Phalaenopsis equestris is the source of this 2364-nucleotide messenger RNA. RefSeq names its product factor of DNA methylation 5-like. NCBI's taxonomy places the organism in Eukaryota, Viridiplantae, Streptophyta, Magnoliopsida, Asparagales, Orchidaceae. Gene Ontology annotation, biological process: gene silencing by siRNA-directed DNA methylation. The coding region runs from base 228 to 2093 and encodes 621 amino acids. The record is from RefSeq and is a predicted model, not a curated record. The transcript has 8 exons.
GUAGUGUUCCUCGUUCUCACUUCGGAGCAUAUCCCUUCUGGAGUCUGCGAAGGGUAGUGAUCUCCUUCAUCAGCCCGCAAGCUCAGCGUGCAAUCUCCGUCUAUUUCCGCCUCAAGGAACAACAGAAGCGUCUAUUCUUCGCUUCGGCUCGGCUGAAGCCGCGACAUCCUCCUUUUCAGUUCAUUCAUUGCCAGAAUCCGACGUGCCCUAACCUAUUCAUUUAAUAGAUGGAUGAUAGCUCAGGAGAUGAGUCAGAAAUAAGUGACUCUCAGAUUCCUGAACAGAAGGAGAAAGCUUUUGCAGAGUUGAAAUCUGGGAAACAUAAAGUGAAAAGUGCAAAUGGCUUGUACAGAUGUCCUUUUUGUGUCGGAAAGAAGAAGCAAGAAUAUCAUUAUAAAGAUGUACUUCAGCACUCUAUGGGAAUUGGUUCCUCUAAUCGUAAAGCUAAAGUGAAGGCUAACCAUCUUGCAUUGUCAAGAUUUUUAGAGAAGUAUUUCACUGAAACAACGAGCCCAUCAUCGCGGUUGGCGGUUUCUCAAAAAUCUUCUAAAAAAGAUAAUGAAGAGUUGUUUGUCUGGCCUUGGAUGGGUGUCCUUGUCAACCUUCUUACUGAGUUUAAUUGUGAUGGCAAGCCAGUCGGUCAAAGUGGCAGUAUGCUGAAAGAACAACUGUCUAGAUUUAAUCCUUUAAAAGUCCAUCCACUAUGGAGUUCCAGAGGACCCAUAGGAACUGCAAUUGUUGAUUUCAGGAAGGAUUGGCCUGGCUUCAAUGACGCUCUAGCAUUUGACAAAUAUUUUGAAGCUCGACACCUGGGUAAGAAGCACUGGUACCAUCAAAAACAUGUUGCUCCGGAAAUGUACGGAUGGAUUGCACGUGCUGAUGAUUAUGAGUCUCCUGAUAAAGUUGGGGAACACUUGCGAAGAAAUGGUGAUCUAAAAUCUGUUUCUGAUGUUACCAGAGAAGAGAAUCGGAAAAAUGAAAAACUUGUUGCAAAUCUUGCUAACGUGAUUGAAGUGAAGAACAAGGAUUUACAUGAACUUGAAUUUAAGUACAACCAAACCACCUUAUCUCUCGAUAAAAUGACGAAAGAUUUGAAGGAAAUGCUGCAUCAUGCUCACAGUCAUUCAGUGAAUAUCAUCAACGAGAAUGAGAAACUAAGAGAAAAGCUCGACUUAAAGAGAAAAGAGCUUAGUUUCAGGUUUGAAGAACUUAAUAAUUUGGUUGCUUUGACCGAUGUGGAGAGAAAGAAAUUAGAGGAUGAGAAAACAAAGAAUGCUAUGAUAAGUAACUCACUUGAAUUAGCAACCAUGAAGCAGAAAGAAGCAGAUGAGAGAGUCUCAAAGCUUCUUGAAGAACAAAAGAGAGAGAAGGAUAAUUCUAUCAGAAGGAUACUAGAACUAGAAAAAGAAUUAGCUGCAAAACAAAAGCUUGAACUGGAAAUUGAACAACUAAGUGGUAAAAUUGAAGUCAUGAAGCAUAUGGAAAGUGAAGAAGACUCAAUUAAGAAAAGGAUGGAAGAGAUGCAAGCUGAGCUGAAUGAAAAAAUUGAAGAGCAACAAUAUCUGGAGUCUCUUAACACAAGCCUUACCUCCAAACAUUUUGAGAGUAACACUGAAUUGCAGCAUGCUCGGAAGCAAUUGAUUAAGGGAUUGAGAGAUACAAUGAACUCCCGAAAUGCUAACUUUGGAGUAAGAAGGAUGGGUGCACUCGAUGCAAAGGUUUUUCAAGCUUUGUGCAACGAAAAGUUUUUGAAAGAAGAAGCUGAUGUUAAAGCUACGUUGUUGUGUUCUGAGUGGGAAGAACAUUUGAGGAACCCAGACUGGCAUCCGUUCAAGGUUAUCAUGGUUAACAAUAAAGAGGAGGAAGUAUUGAGGGAAGAUGAUGAGAAGCUGGUUUCCCUGAAGGAGCAAUGGGGUGACGUCGCGUACCAAGCUGUGAAGAAAGCUCUGUUGGAGCUCAAUGAGUACAAUCCUAGUGGAAGAUAUAUUAUACCUGAGCUCUGGAAUUUCAAAGAGGACAGGAAAGCUUCAUUAGGUGAAGUCAUUGAAUAUGUGCUUCAGCAGUGGAAAAUAAACAAGCGUAAACGGCCUUAAUUCAGAAGGUUAGCAAGGACGAAGUAGAAAGAAAAGUCAAUUAUAAAAAAGGAUGAAGCUGGAAGAAGAGCUGAUAAGAAAAAGGAUGGAAGAGAUGCAAACUGAGCAAUAUGUAGAAGUGUAUCUUAUAAUUCAAGCUUCGCCUGCAAGCAUUUUGAUAGCAACGCAGAGUUGCAGGAUGCUCAGAAGCAACUGAUUAAGGUUGAAUUUUUAUUUAUUUAUUUAUCUAUGUUAAAAUUUUGCUGUCAUCUAUGUGCACAAACUCAUCUAU